Molecule: messenger RNA, 5641 nt
Organism: Alosa sapidissima (American shad)
Lineage: Eukaryota; Metazoa; Chordata; Actinopteri; Clupeiformes; Clupeidae
Product: membrane-spanning 4-domains subfamily A member 4D-like
Exons: 7
Coding region: 89-682 (197 amino acids)
Source: RefSeq, a predicted model, not a curated record
CUCUGCUGCUCUGAGACCGCCUUGUCUCCUCCCCCUCACUCGGCUCCGUCUCCCUCCCCUCGGUAUUUUGUUACCCUUGUGCGUGAAAAUGGAGGGAGAGAGUACUGACUCAGAGAGGAAGGAAAAUGGGGUGACUGAAGUUCAAACAGUGACAGGAGGAAACAAGCCGCUACAUCGCUUUUUAGCAGGACAGCCAAGAUACAUUGGGAUUGCGAUAAUGUUCUUUGGCUGUAAUGAGCUGAUGCUGGGUCUCCCGCUGAUUAGAGAGACCAUAAUGACCUCAGUGAGAUUGUACACUCCUUUCUGGCAAGGCGCAUUGUUCAUGAUCUGUGGAAGUUUGUCAAUUCACACUCACAGCUACCCAUCCAAAAAGCUGGUGACUGUGUGCUUGGCUAUGUACAUUGUCACAAUACUAGGCGGUUGCUUUACACUUAUUUUCAGACUGAUUGCCAUUACUGAUAUAAGUGGAAUGUUAUAUUAUACUUUCGAUGAUGAUGGUGAUGAUGCAUAUGUCCGCCUUGCUCAGCUGAAAAUCACUGAGGCUGUGUUAUAUACAUCUACAAUAGUUGUGAUUAUUCUCCUCAUUUGUCUUUGCUGUUUUGCCAAACGAUCCUUAAAGUCCUCCAACACACAGGUCAUCAUGCGACAAGUUCUGAUGGUCACCGACACAGAGACAGAAUGAACAGAGUUACACAGUGGAAAUGUUACCAUUUUCUCAAAACUAAUAACUGAUUAAUUUCACUGUAACCACACUAAUGGACUCACUCUACUUGGUCAUUAUACCUCAUACUGCAAAACAUGAAUUUUAUAUAUAUAUAAAACAUAAUUUUUGAUAUAUUACAUACCUUAUACACCAGUAUACAUUGGGACUACAGAGUAGGCUGUGGGCGUCUGACUAACAGCCUACAUUAAUCUUUUUUUUUUAAGUUGUAACAACUAGAUGCACCGCAAAGCAGUACAAAAUAUGAUCGCCGUUCAGUCCUGCACAUUCUCUUCGCAAAAAUGAAAAACCCUUGUCAAUUUGUCUCCUACUCCUACACCAUGUCAAUCAAUUAAGCCGCUAUCUAGAAAACAGUAACAGGCUAAGUGACUGCCAACAUGGUUUCCGCGCAAGACGGUCCACCAUGUCUGCUUUACUACUUUACACUGAGGUAAUUCAUAACUCUCUCAAUAGAAGACAUAUUACAUGGAGCAUUUUUUUUUUUAUUGAUUUUCGUAAAGCAUUCGACAUAGUAGACCACCUGAUUUUAUUAUACAAACUCCACUCUUUUAACCUAUCGCCCUCAGUAUUAGACAUGAUCUCCUCUUAUUUAACUGACAGAUCACAAGUUGUCAAAAUUGACCAUGCAAUAUCUCAGCCCUUGGAAUGUGGUAUGGGUGUCCCACAGGGAAGCAUUCUGGGGCCUUUACUUUUUCUUUUACAUAUUAAUGAUAUCCCAGCUGUGUGUAAAGCAUGUUACAGUACAUGCAAGGAUGAUUAUGGGACCUCUCAAUCUCUACUAUACAGUAGAUCUAAUUUGAACAUUAUGCUACUCCAUUUAAUUGGGAACGCAUCUUGAGUGCGCACGAGAGAGAGGGAGAGAGAGAGUGGCAGAUUCCACUGCCUUGUCAUUGUUAAUAAUUGAGAUCUCCUUUUUGAUAUAAAAAACCUUUUAAAGGAAUUCAUGAAGGCAACCGGCUGCACUCACUGUGAUUUGGAACACGGACAAUAAUAUAAAUAGUUGCCUUUGCCUUUGUGUAAUGGAAUUGGUGAGUCUUGAAGUCUUCAAUAAUUUGUUUCUCUUAAACUAAGCAUUUACAUGAAACACAUGAUAUGCCGAUUGAAACGCAUUCCACUCAGACAGGCUAGAUGGCUACAGGCUCAUAAUUCACUUUUAAUUGCAAACAAAACUAGCUAGCAUCAUGUUAGACCAAUCUAGUCUUGGUCUCUCUGAUGUCAAAUCUUGUCUAGACAUGUCUUUUAUUGCCAUAAGCAACUUUGAAGUAAUCAAGUAAAUAAUUAGCAUUUGAAUAAACACAAUGAUCAUUACACUGUUUACUUCUAUUCUUGACACCAAAAAGCAUUAUUGUCACCAGGAUGGAUAUCAAUCUGACAACAAAGUUAAUAUCACUCUACUUAACAAUAAUUGUUUUCUGUUUGUGCUCUAACAUGAAUUUUGAUUACAAUCUGGCCAUUACAAGUCUACGGAUUGAAGAAACACAGGACGAGUUGGAGUUAUCCUUUAUGUGCCAGCGUGUACUAAGAUUUGCCAACAGAAAUGACACAGAGGAGUUAUCAAGUGGGCACCCCCUUCAUCAGCGUUUCGUCGAUUUAAGCCCACGACGCCUCCGGAAGGCUCGACGGUAACCCCAGGCGUCCCUGAAGUACCCCCCUCUGUGUCAUUCCUGGCUGCCUCCUGAUGCCCAGCCGGUGUCUUUAUGCUUAAGCCAAAGCCAUUGGCUACUCCCUUCAGCUGCCUCCGACAAUGCCCUGAUGGCAUGGUGCAGGCUUUGGCCUCUUACUCCCAGGUUCUUGAGCAGCCUGGUGGUAGACGAAGCCACAAAGCCCCUGCAUCCCACCUCCACAGGGUGCACCUCAGUCCUCCAACCAUGCUGCUGUGCCUCUGCAGCAAGGUCAGCAUACCGUAGAUGCUUGCGUUCGUAUGCCUCCUCUACCGACUCCUCCCAAGGCACAGUCAGCUCAAUGAUAAAGACCUUCUUAGCAGAUGGUGACCAAAGCACUAAGUCAGGUCUAACAAUGGUGGCAGCAAUCUCAGGAGGAAAGGCAAGGCAAGGCGUUGCUCAACAAAGGCAAGGAUUUGCCCAACAUCCGCCAACAUAUUCCAGUCACAAGCUGUGUGUAACUGGCAGUGCUUUGCUGUUGUGAGUGCACUGUGAUUUGCCUUUGCCCCCUCUCGCACAAAUGUGACUGCUGGCAGGGAGUUGAGUGUUGCAGGUGUUGUUGAGUUGACUGCAGUUCGCCUCUGUUCCAAAGUGGCAGCAAGUUCUUUCAACACCUGGUUGUGACGCCAGGUAUAGCGCCCCUGGGCAAGACUCACUUUACACCCUGUGAGAAUAUGCCUAAGGGAUGCCGGCUUAGAGCAGAGUGCACAGCCUGGAUCUUCUCCUCGCCACUGCUGGAGGUUCAUGGGUGUGGGGAGGACAUCAUAUGUUGCUCUGAUGAUGAAGCUGAGUCUCCUUGACUCCAUACUCCACAGAUCUUUCCAGCUCAUUUUCCUUCCCUCCACACUCUCCCACUUGGUUCACUUUCCCUGCUUCCCAAGUGCCACCACCUUGGCCCUCCUGAUGCCUUCCUCCUGGUUUUUAACCUCAUCCACAAUCAUCCUCCUCCUUUCAGUAGCUGAGGCUUUGCUCCAGGCUGGACGCUGAGCAGUUAGUCCCAGACCUCCUCUUCCAUGUUGGACAUGUCCCACAAUGUCCGCAUGUUUGAGGGCUGUUACUGCCUCCUCAACGGCUUGUGCUGGUCUCCAUUUGCGGCCUGCUGUGAUGGCAGGGGCGUUCUUUCUCACCAUCAGGUCUUUGGACUCAGUCAGCAUCACCUGGAGUCUUGUCUUGGCGCACUUGAAUUCCUCCGUGAGACUGGUGAGUGGCAGUCUGAGGAGGCACUCUCCAUAGAGGGCGGUGGAGGUCAAGCAGCAUGGGACUCCCAACCACUUCUUUAUGUGGUUAGUAAUUCCCUUCUCCAUCCUCUCCACAGUUGAGAUGGGCACCUCAUACAGUGUGAGAGGCCACAGCACCCAGGGCAGGAGGCCAAACUGUAGGCACCAGAUCUUUAGCUUCCCAGGAAGCUGUGUUCUCAAUGGCUUGCACGCCGCUGCUUAUAUCCCUCUGCAGUUGUGAUACUUGGCCCUUAUCCCUCAGGCUUGCAUCAAACCAUCUCCCAAGGCUCUUCACUGGCCGCUCAGAAACCGAAGGAAUUGGUUCCUCCCCGAUGAAGAACUUGAGGUCCAACAGCACUCCCUUGACAAUGGAAAUGCUGCGCGACUUAGAUGGCUUUAUCUUCAUACGGGCCCAGCUGAUGUUCUCCUGCAGCUUUCUGAGCAGACGUCUGGUACGUCUGCUUAGUAGUUAUAGUUGUGAGAGUAGUGAUGUCAUCCAUGUAUGCUCGGAGUGGAGGGAGACGCGAGUCGGGGUUGAGUCUUUGUCCGCCAACAACCCAUUUGGAGGCUCUGAUUAUGACCUCCAUUGCCAUUGUGAAGGCCAAGGGAGAGACUGUGCAGCCUGCCAUGAUUCCAACCUCAAGGGAUUGCCACGUGGUGGUAAACUCUGUGGUGGUGAAACAAAACUGCAGGUCUUGGAAGUAGGACUUAACCAAGGCUGUAAUGUGUCCUGGGAUACUGAAGAAUUCGAAGGCAGACCAAAGGAGCUCAUGUGGUACUGAUCCAAACACGUUGGCCAGGUCCAGAAAGACAACGUGUAGAUCAUCUUUCUUCGCCUUUGCUGUCUGAAUCUGGUGCCAGAUCAUGCUAGAGUGUUCCAAGCAUCCAGGGAAGCCAGAUAUACCUGCCUUCUGUACAGAUGUAUCUAUGUACUGGUUGUUAAUCAGGUAUGCAGAGAUCCUCUGGGUCACCACCGAAAAGAAAUUCUUGCCCUCUACAUUUAGUAGGGAGAUUGGUCGAAACUGGCUGAUGGUUUCUGCCUCUUUCUCUUUUGGGAUAAGGACUCCUGCUGCCCUGCGCCACACUUUGGGUAUGAUCUUCUUCUGCCAUAUCGUCCUCAUCAGCUUUCACAGAAACCUCAGGACAUCAGGUGUGUUUUUAUACAGCUUGUACGGUAUUCCAUUCGGUCCUGGGGCUGACACUGUCCUUGCUAGGUGGACUACCCUUUCCACUUCUUUCCAAGUUGGGGGGCCAUCAUUACACUGAUGUUUUGGGGGCAAGAUUGGCGGGAUGUCCGAGGGGAUUGUGAGAUGUUCAUACCGCUUUGGAUCGGAGUGUAUGCUCCUGAAGUGAUCCUCCAGGUCUGUUUUAGUUGUUUUAAGGGAUCCACUUUUCUCACUUGAGAACAGGCCUUUUAGGAAUGCGUAGGGAUCCUUGUAGAACCUUGUUCUAGUGCGUUCCUUCUUCCUUCUGCGCUUCCUUAAGGUCUCCGCUUUGCGUAGAGAUGUUAGUCGCAUUUUAAUGCCCAUUUGAAGUGCGUUGAUGCCUUCCUUUUCAACGUCUGUGGACUUUCUCCAUAGCUUCUUGAGCUUUCUCCUCUCCUGGACCAGACGUUUUAUCUCCUGCUGUCUCCUCGAUGUAACCACCACUGGGACUUGCUCUCUGCUCUUCUGUUCUUUAACCCCGAACCGUUCCACUCCAUACUGGUAAAUCAGGUCACUUAAAUUAAAUUCAAGUAAGUCGUAAUUUGGAAAAAAAAAAAACUGAAACCAGCUUGACUGUAAAUUUUUAAGUCACUCGAAAUGUGGAAUAGCAUUAUAACAUUAUUUUAUAGCAUGCAUAACUACCACACCCAGCAAUGAAACAAAUGGGAUAGUUUAACUAUUAAACAGAUAUUAGGCUAAAUCAGCACUGAAAUGUUGCUCUUUAGUUGACUAUUUCACAUAUGAGAUAUUUUUUAUUACAGGGAGAAUCAUUCCAGAGGCCGGUGUCAUAGAGCAUACCACAGUGCUCAACAUUAUUCAGGGGUGUGAUUGGCAAAG